ACUCUUCAACUUCCCGAACACACACCCAAUAUCCAACCCGCCAACCUUCCAUAACAUCAUGCGAUAGAGAAUAGAGCCAUCAGGAAGUAGGGAGAGAGGGUCCACAUCAAGCGAAAGGGAGAGAGAGCCUCCAGACAAUGGCGGAAUCCCAGAGUGCUCCUUCAACAGUCGGCAACAGCCACAUUGCCGUUGGUGACAACCCCACGGAAGGCAAGAAAUGGAGCAAGGAUAUUAGUUCGCACACACACGCUCGGCCAACACCUCUUAUGGAUCAUUUCGUCGACACAGAUCCUUCGGAUUUUGCCCGCAACGAGACGGACAACGUGUCGGUCCUCUCGACGCUGACCGAAGCCGCGGAGGCUUCAAAUCCAUCCUCGUCCAGUCGCUCAGGAUCCAUUAUAGACCAAAGCGGGCGGUCUUCGGCCCGCUUUAUCAAACCCCAUGCCGGCAGCGACCGGCAAUCUCUGACGCGAGCCGAAAGCUUGCUGACCAUCAAUACAUUACGGUUUGACGAAAAGGCAUUGUACGGACGUGAAUCGGAAAUCCAAGUCUUGACAGAUGCCUUUGACAAUGCCAAGGGAGCUACUGUGGCACGUCAAUGGAUCCUCCUCAUGGGAAGUGCAGGCGUGGGGAAAAGUGCUCUGGCGUUCCAUGCCUUGAAACCCAUUGCUACGAGAGAAGCGGCAUUGUUCUUUUCGGGAAAGUUUGAUCAGGCAUCAUCCAACGAAGAACCCUACGCUGCCUUUACCAUGAUUUGUCGCCAACUUUGUGACGCCUUGUUGGCGCACAAGGAGGACGAGUGGGCAGCCGGCAACAAGUGGACGUUUACGUUUGAAGAGGUCCAAUCGCGCCUCAAGCAAGAACUGGAAGAGGAAGUUCUGCAGGUACUCACUACAGUGUUUCCGGAUCUAUUGCAGCUUGUGGGAACUGAUGAAUCUUCGUAUUUGACCAGUUCCAACAUGGGUUAUUUGGAGGCAAAGCAUCGAUUCAAUUACGCCUUUCGACGACUGAUACGAGUCUUGACACACUUUGGAAGAGUUGUCUUGGUCAUUGACGAUAUUCAAUGGGCAGACGCUGCGUCCUUGCAUUUGAUCCAGUCCCUCCUCACCGAUCAUCCCAAUUGUGUUGGCGAAGAGCAAGGGUUGCUGGUAGUGGCAACUGUCAGAUCCGACGAAGUGAAUGAGACGCAUCCGCUCACUGUGACACUCCGGGAACUGGAGAGCAUGGUGCAACAGCAACAACCUACGGAAAAAAAGGAUGAGCAAUCGUUCAAAAUUCAUCGACUCGAGAUUGGCAACUUGGAGUUGGACCAAGUUAACCAAAUGUUGAUGGAUUUGCUCAGUAAGAAUUCACCUUCCGAGACGAUGUCCUUGGCGGAGUGUGUCCAUCGCAAGACUCAAGGAAACGUCUUUUAUGUCAAGCAGUUCUUGAAAUCGUUGGCAAGCGACCAUUCUGGCACGCCUCUGUUGGUCUUUCAAAUGGGAAAGCUGUCAUGGCAAUGGGACGUGGACGAGAUACAGGUGCGAGAAUCGGCGACCAAAAACGUGGUCCAAGUGAUCCAGUCAAAGUUGCAACACUUGCCCGAGGGCAUUCGAUUGUUGCUUCCCGUCAUUGCAUUACUAGGAGCUUCCUUUGAGUACUCUGUCUUGGAACGAGUCUUGGACGAAUUCAAUGGUAUACUGUUCGAAAAGAGGCAGGACAAAGAUGAAGAGCAGGAGAAAGCAUAUGCUCCCGACGAUUUUAUCAAGACCUGCGUCCACGAGGGGUUGCUAGUUCACAAUAAACGACAAAGCUUGCUCAAAUGGGAACAUGACAAGGUGCAAGAGGCUGCGCUAACCUUGACACCAGACGAGGAAUUGACGCAGCUUCGGUACAAGCUAGGAGACUUUCUCAUAACCGAGUUUGACCAGAAGGAGCUUGAGGCGCACAUUUUCGUGCUAGUCAAUUUGCUGGACGAAGAUACCUCUCGAAUUCCAAAAAACAAUCCACAGCGCCUUCGACUGGCCGACAUGAACUUGACCGCAGGGAACAAGGCAAUGCAAGGAGCCGCCUUUCAGAGCGCAGCGACGUAUUUGACCCGAGGUAUUCAGCUCUUGCCAGAAGGGCACUGGGAGUCAAACUACCAAUUGAGUCUCGAUUUAUUCUCGUCUUCCGCGGAAGCACAUCACUGUUCUGGAAACAGACUGGAAACCAAGAAGUGCUGUAACGCUGUGAUUGCACAAGAUCGGCCCAUCCUCGAGAAGGAAAGAGCUUACACAGUGUUGCUAGAUGCCAUCAACGACGAAGGCAACACUUUGCUUGCUCAAGAAAAGUGCGUGGAGGUGCUAGCGCUGCUGGGUUGCAAAUUUCCAAAGUAUGCCCGCACCAUGUACACCAUUGGGGGGAUCUUCAAGACUGAAGUGUCUGUCCGGGCUUUGGUGAAGAAGAUUCCUACAUUGCCUGUCAUGACGGAUCCUGCCAAGCAAUGGGCGAUGCGUCUCCUAGACCGGUGUGCAACCUACGCGUUCCAGAACAAAUCGGAUCUCCUCACUUUGAUCAUAUUGCGACAGCUCAAGUACACGCUGAAGUAUGGCUACGCCGACUAUUCACCACCGGCACUUUGUACAGUUGGAUUGUUGUUGGCAGCUGCGCUGAACGACCUGGAGGGGUCGAAACAAUUUGGCGAGCUAGGAUUGAAUCUUUAUGACAAGAACAAAGACGUAGGUUCGACCAAAGAGAUCUCUCCAGUUGGCAAGUCCCGAACACUCUUUUGUGCUGCGGCAUUUUGCCUCCACUGGCAAGAACCGACAACUCACUUGAGGAAAAUGCUCGUGGACGGAUACAAUGUGGGGCUGCGAAGCGGUGACGUGGAGAGCGCCAUGUGGAGCAUUUUCUCAUAUCUAGAUUUUGGAUUCUACAAUGGUCUUCCUCUCGCCAUGAUCGAGAAAGACUGCGCAGUGUAUACGCAGCAAAUGAACGAGCUAGGACAGUCCAAACAUGCGAUUUACCUGCGUUGCCUCUGGCAGCUCGUGUUGAAUCUGCUUGGUAAGGAGGACAACAACAUGGCGGAAUUGAAUGGGUCGGUGCUCAACCUUAAAGAGGAAUUGGCCAAAGCGGACAAGGCAAUGGGGGUAAGGGCCCAGGUGAAUCGCCAACGCCUGGUCAAUGCCUUCUGGAGCGGUGACUUCGUCAAGACAUGCAAGCUGAUUGAAGAAACCGGUGCUCACAAGGGAUCGUUUUACGAGGCGUUUGCAGGCUCCUAUGUGAUGCCUCAGCUGCACUUCAAUCUCGGACUGGCGUUCUUCGCAGCCUUCAAGCAAACGAAAAAGUUGAAGUACAAACGAAUGGCAAAUGCACACGCUAAGAAGAUAUACGAUUGGGCGAAGAACGGAAACCCUAACGUGGUCCAUUCUGCUUUGCUUUUGCAGGCAGAAAGCAAGUCGCUUCAAAAGGCGAAGUUUCCAGAAACCAUCAAGCUGUAUAAGGAGGCUAUUCUUCUGGCAGGCCGUCAGGGGUUUCUUCACGACCAAGCAUUGGCCAACGAGCGCAUCGGAGAGUUUUACGUGAGUCAUGGUCUGGAUACAGAUGCGCAAUUCUACUUUUGGGAAGCUAUCCGGUGCUUUGGAGAAUGGGGCUCCUCCCAAAGGGGCGACGUUAUUUUGAAUCGACACACCAAUUUGCUGUCAAAAGCGCCGCCGUCGUCCUUUGCUUUUCAGGUGGACGGCACACGUUCAAUCAGUCACUCCAGUGGAAAGAUUUCAUGAGAGUCGUCGCGGAGCGAUCGAUCCGCGAGAUUGCUCCGGUGCCCGGGUCAGAGGCGACGAUCCUUCGGUUUCCUUUUCCACGGGCGACUGAGGGAUUCUCCAAUGCAGUGCUUCUUUCGAGACCAAAGCUUUUAAUUCAAGUUGAAAGCAGGACUCGCCUCGGAUCCUUUCAGGAUCCUUUCAAGAGCUCCGGUAGAAUACCGGUACCUACUAGAGAUCUACUCACGCGAAACCCUAGAACCCUGGGAACCAUGGGGCGGGGAAUCCAAUAGCUGAAAGAGCACUAGCUAGUAGCUUGAUGCACCCUGUCGCAGGGAGGAGUCAAGUCAGUCUGAAUUGCCAAAAGUCGUUACUCUAAUAAGGAGAUAGAGAACUCCUUUUCAAGGUCUGCUUCGAGAUUCACGUAUGUGGUACGGGCGUUCUGCAUGGAGCUAAAGAGGUCUUGCGCCGUUU
Seminavis robusta is the source of this 4196-nucleotide messenger RNA. The record is from the annotation of a GenBank genome assembly. Lineage: Eukaryota; Bacillariophyta; Bacillariophyceae; Naviculales; Naviculaceae.